This is a messenger RNA of Grammomys surdaster, 4939 nucleotides long. It is a transcript of the gene Atxn1, whose product is annotated as ataxin 1. Gene Ontology annotation, molecular function: protein binding; RNA binding. Gene Ontology annotation, biological process: nervous system development; negative regulation of transcription by RNA polymerase II. Lineage: Eukaryota; Metazoa; Chordata; Mammalia; Rodentia; Muridae. Gene Ontology annotation, cellular component: nucleus. The transcript is spliced from 4 exons. The coding region runs from base 356 to 2725 and encodes 789 amino acids. The record is from RefSeq and is a predicted model, not a curated record.
CAGUUUUCCAAAGAAAAUAGACCAAAUCUUUCUUCUUGAGAAGAAACGAAUCUGCUGUUGACAGAGGGUAUUUCUAACCUCUCUGUGAAAGAAAGAAAGACAACACCAGAGCCUAGGUGGCCCAGCUGCUGAAGGAAGUUUCCAUGGUGAAGUCUCAGGGAGGCUUCCUGGGAGCAGAGCAUAGUGAAUGCUAAUCCGGAGCUGCUACUGUCAGCCUAGAGAACCCACGGGGAGAUGAUUCCUCAUGAAGGGCCUGGAUCCCCUACAGAAAUCCAAUGUGACUCUCUGUUUAUCAGACUAAAACCAGAGCCAGCCAGCCAGUGAGACAGCCACCGUGGAGGGGGGACGGCGAAAAAUGAAAUCCAAUCAAGAGCGGAGCAAUGAAUGCCUGCCUCCCAAGAAACGUGAGAUCCCCGCCACCAGCCGGCCCUCUGAGGAGAAGGCCACUGCUCUGCCCAGCGACAACCACUGCGUGGAGGGCGUGGCAUGGCUCCCCAGCACCCCCAGCCGCGGCCAUGGGGGUGGGCGGCAUGGGCCAGCAGGGACUUCUGGGGAGUAUGGUUUACAAGGAAUGGGUUUACAUAAAGCACUGUCCACAGGGCUGGAUUACUCCCCACCCAGUGCCCCCAGGUCAGUCCCCACAGCCAACACGCUGCCCACCGUGUACCCUCCUCCUCAGUCAGGGACCCCGGUGUCUCCUGUGCAGUACGCCCACCUUUCUCAUACUUUCCAGUUCAUUGGGUCCUCCCAAUACAGUGGGCCUUACACGGGCUUUAUCCCUUCCCAGCUGAUCUCCCCAUCAGGCAACCCGGUCACCAGUGCAGUGGCCUCAGCUGCAGGGGCCACCACUCCAUCACAGCGCUCCCAACUAGAGGCAUAUUCCACCCUGCUGGCCAACAUGGGCAGUCUGAGCCAGGCACCAGGACACAAGGUUGAGCCCCCUCCGCAGCAGCACCUCAGCCGUGCUGCAGGAUUAGUCAACCCGGGGUCCCCUCCACCCACCCAGCAGAACCAGUACAUUCAUAUUUCCAGCUCGCCACAGAGCUCCGGGCGGGCAGCAUCUCCUCCACCCAUCCCGGUCCACCUCCAUCCCCAUCAGACGAUGAUCCCGCACACACUCACCCUGGGGCCUUCAUCCCAGGUGGUUGUGCAAUACAGUGACGCUGGAGGCCACUUUGUUCCUCGAGAGUCCACCAAAAAAGCAGAGGGCAGCAGGUUGCAGCAGGCUAUGCAAGCCAAGGAGGUCCUAAAUGGGGAGAUGGAGAAGAGUCGGAGGUAUGGGGCGUCAUCUUCUGUGGAGCUGAGCCUGGGAAAGGCAAGCAGCAAGUCAGUGCCUCAUCCCUAUGAGUCCAGGCAUGUGGUGGUCCACCCAAGCCCAGCAGAUUACAGCAAUCGCGAUACCUCCGGGGUCCGUGGAUCUGUGAUGGUCCUGCCCAACAGCAGCGCAUCCUCAGCCGACCUGGAGACACAGCAGGCCACACAUCGAGAGGCCUCCCCAUCCACCCUCAAUGACAAGAGCGGACUGCACCUAGGGAAGCCCGGCCACAGGUCCUAUGCGCUGUCCCCCCACACGGUCAUUCAGACCACACACAGUGCAUCGGAGCCUCUCCCGGUGGGCCUACCAGCCACGGCCUUCUAUGCUGGCACUCAACCUCCUGUCAUCGGCUACCUGAGCGGCCAGCAGCAAGCAAUCACCUACGCUGGCGGUCUGCCGCAGCACCUGGUGAUCCCAGGUACCCAGCCCCUGCUCAUCCCAGUGGGCAGCCCUGACAUGGACACACCUGGGGCAGCCUCGGCCAUAGUGACGUCAUCACCCCAGUUUGCUGCAGUACCUCACACGUUUGUCACCACCGCCCUACCCAAGAGCGAGAACUUCAACCCAGAAGCUCUGGUCACCCAGGCUGCCUACCCAGCCAUGGUGCAGGCCCAGAUCCACCUGCCGGUGGUACAGUCCGUGGCAUCCCCUGCCACGACGUCACCCACGCUGCCGCCAUAUUUCAUGAAAGGUUCCAUUAUCCAGCUGGCCAACGGGGAGCUGAAGAAGGUGGAGGACCUGAAGACAGAGGAUUUCAUCCAGAGUGCAGAGAUUAGCAAUGACCUCAAGAUUGACUCCAGUACUGUGGAGAGGAUCGAGGAUAGCCACAGCCCCGGUGUGGCUGUGAUACAGUUUGCUGUUGGUGAACACCGAGCCCAGGUCAGUGUUGAAGUUUUGGUAGAGUAUCCUUUUUUUGUAUUUGGACAGGGCUGGUCAUCCUGCUGUCCUGAGCGGACCAGCCAGCUCUUUGAUCUGCCGUGUUCCAAACUCUCCGUUGGGGACGUCUGCAUCUCGCUCACCCUCAAGAACCUGAAGAAUGGCUCUGUUAAAAAGGGCCAGCCUGUGGACCCUGCCAGUGUCCUGCUGAAGCACGCAAAGACCGACAGCCUGGCUGGCAGCAGACACAGAUACGCCGAGCAGGAAAACGGAAUCAACCAGGGAAGCGCCCAGGUGCUCUCUGAGAACGGCGAACUGAAGUUUCCAGAAAAAAUCGGAUUGCCUGCAGCAUCCUUCCUCACCAAAAUAGAACCGAGCAAGCCCACAGCCACGAGGAAGAGGAGGUGGUCAGCCCCGGAAACCCGGAAACUGGAGAAGUCGGAGGACGAGCCACCUUUGACUCUUCCCAAGCCUUCGCUCAUUCCUCAGGAGGUUAAGAUCUGCAUCGAAGGCCGAUCUAACGUGGGCAAGUAGAGACCGUGUGGGCAGCUGAGGCCUGGGCCUGGGCCUCCUUUGCUGUCUGUAUCCAGAUUACUGUACUGUAGGCUAAAUAACACAGUAUUUACAUGUUAUCCUCUCUAGGUUUGUAUUCUAACCUUGUCAUUAGAGUCAAACAGGUGUGUGGCAGGAGACUGGUGCGUUUGCAUUGUCUGCAAGUGUCUGCUGAGGAGCUGGCAGGGGGUGUGUUGUGGGGGGGUUAAGUGGUUAGAACUGUGGCCGUGGAGCUCCAGGCCAUCCUAGGUGGCCCUUGAAUGUGGCUUCAUCAGCACCUGCCUUCUCCAGCAGCACAGAGUCGAGGGGCAUCAGUUCCCACUGGUUUCAAGAGCAAUUUCAGUGGGAAGUAACCAGCAAGAGUGUGUCUGGGUGCAUCCCUUGUGGAGGGGUGCGUGGGUACGAUGGCAGUGAGCGAGGGUCUCUCUUUCUCUGCCUCCAUCUCCCUCACUCUCAUCAUGGAAUUGGGGGACCUGGGUUUCCUACAUGCAAAGUCAUCAGGAGCCCAGCUUCCAGGCAUUGUAGAGAGGCAGCAGGCAGCAGAUGGGAAACUAGUUUCAAAGAACGUGGUUCUCUCCAACAUAUUUUACAAUAAAAAAGCAACUUUUAAUCAUAGAUAUAUAUAGAUAUAUAUAUUUCCCCCCAUGGGGCCUGACUGCACUGAGGAUUUUUUUUGUUUUGUUUUGUUGUUUUUUUUGUUUUUUUUUUUUUUUAAGUCAGCUGCCACUUGCGGGAUUUCAUUUCUGCUUUACCAGUCCAGUGACAUCGCCAGGUGUCACGGUGGGCAGGGAAAGUCCUUGCUCAGGUCACUCCUGGACAGGCAGGUAGCGGUGGGGCUGGGGGACAGAGGGAGCACCCACACUGUUUUCUGUGCAGUGUUAGGAAAACCAAUCAGGUUAUUUGCAUUGACUUUUGCUCCCAAGAGGAAAAAUGCAAGCCUCUCCUCCCCACCAUCCCUUGAGAGCCAGGCGGCUCUCAGAGCUGAGCUGGCAGCAUCUUUUCUAUCUUUUAGGUCUAGUACUGUUCAUGACUAUGGACAACUUGGGUGCCGCUUCUUUUUUUCCUUAAUCCCAGUGUGACAUGCGGAAUUAGAUCUGGAAGAUGCUCGUCUGUUACUACCUUGUAAACAGUUAAAAAAAAAAAUGUCGUGCAGGCUUCUUAACCAAGCAUCUUGGUCUGUCAUUCAAAAAGUACUGUAUCUCACUUUCGACUCUUUGGGAAAAAAAGACAAACCUAAGUUGCUUUUGUUUUUUUUUUUGUUUUGUUUUUGUUUUUGUUUUUCUUCUCAACACUGUAACUACAUUUCAGCUCUGCAAGAUUGCUCAAAGUCAGCAAUCGAAAGCUCCAAUCUGGUUUAAAGGGAUGAAUGUGAAUUAUGAACUAGCCCGUGACAAUAUAUGACCACCAAGUACUACCUGACGGCAGGCACUUGUCACUUUGAUGUUGGAGAAAGAGUUAAAGGCAUAUGCAGAAUUGGCAGCAGAGAAACCGAGAAGAGACACCGAGGAAAAGACACUCGAUUUUUGUCCAGUGUUUUUAGGGUGAACUCCUAAAGAAUUUUGCGAUUUGCACAUCUUGAGUUUAUAAUCUGUGUGGUAUUCCUGCAGUUUUUACCUAAUAACAUUGUGGGAAAUGUUUGGGAGGGUUGAAAGAGCAUAAAUAAAUGUAGCAAAAUUACUUUCUAACCUGCCUAGACCCUAGGCCCUUUUUAGAAGGCUCUGUCCCUUUGAGAUUUCAUUUUUGUCACCUACCACAUCUGUCACCAGAAGCCAGGUCUGAGAGUCUUCUUCAGAGUCAUUGAGAGUUUUCCAUAUAGACAUUUUACAUAUGUGAGCAAGUAUUUUCAUUUCUGGAAAAAAAAAGAGUGUUAAUAUUAUUUUUUAGAAACUUAGGUUUCUAUUUGAAAUCAAACUAAAAUCUAAUGUUUGGUACAAAAACCCAGAAAGGGUAUUUUCAAAAAGUCACGAGUUUUCAUUCCCAGAGGUCAAAAUAUCAUUUGUGGGUUCUGAGUAUGUCUUAAAGUACUUUAAACCAAGUUUUAUAAAUAGGAAGAAGUUUUUUAAACAUUCUUACUUGGCUGGCUGCAACUAACCUAAAUAAGUACUUAUUUGACUUUUCUUUUUAGCCAUUUAAAAAAAAAAAAACAAGACUUCUUCCAUUUCUCAAAAUAGGAAAAAAAAAAAAAAGACCCUCCCC